Pseudogymnoascus verrucosus is the source of this 2109-nucleotide messenger RNA. RefSeq lists its product as uncharacterized. Gene Ontology annotation, cellular component: fungal-type vacuole membrane. The record is from RefSeq and is a predicted model, not a curated record. Gene Ontology annotation, biological process: basic amino acid transport; transmembrane transport. Lineage: Eukaryota; Fungi; Ascomycota; Leotiomycetes; Thelebolales; Thelebolaceae. The transcript is spliced from 4 exons. The coding region runs from base 64 to 2013 and encodes 649 amino acids. Gene Ontology annotation, molecular function: basic amino acid transmembrane transporter activity.
UUUCCCUGACUUCCCCUCUCCUCUCCCUCAACCUCGCUGAGACAAGAAGCAGAGUUCGUCACGAUGCCAGGCAGUGACGACGAGAACCCUGGGCAGUCGUCGAUAUCAGCGAUAAGCACCGACGCCCAUCGCCGAAGAGCGGUCUCGGAAGACACUCCUCUGUUACGAGCAGCUACCGAUGUGCCGUAUUACCACAGCACCCAGUCUCCGGAUGAGACGUUCCGGGACCAUGAGCUGGCAGCCGACGUCGAGCUAGGACCCGAUGACGAGACACAGAGCGAGUAUGAAAGCCGGCUGGGACGCACGAUCUCGUAUUCGAGCCAGACCGGGAUCGAGCCCGGGUCUCUGGAGUCGCCGAUGCUGCGGGAUACCUCGAGACGAAGACAAGGCGGCAAUAAAACAGUGAACGGGAUACGGAGUAGUAGUCGGGGCUCUGCUGCCACAGGUGCCGAAGGAGAUGGGAACGACCAGGAACAGAAGAGCCCCUUUCGCGGGGGGAUUAGCGUCCGCCAGUUCUGGCUUAUAUUUCUGGGCUUGAUGGGCAAUAUGUUUAUCGUUUGCUUCGACAGUACGAUAAUGGCGUCCAGUCAUCCGGUUAUAACGUCGCAUUUCCACUCAGCGAAUAGCGCCUCCUGGCUGUCGACAGCCUUCUUAUUGACCUCAACGGCUUUCCAACCUCUGGCUGGGCGGUUGUCGGAUACCAUGGGGAGGAAACCGCCGUUGAUCUUUGGGAUGAUCCUGUUCACAGCCGGAACACUGUGGUGCGCGCUGGCGCAGAGCAUGACUAGCUUUAUUUUGGCUAGGGCCCUCUGUGGUCUUGGAGCUGGUGCCUCAAUGACUAUAGGAAGCAUCAUUACAUCGGAUCUAGUGCCAAUUGAGAUCCGCGGGAUCUACCAGUCCUAUAUUAAUAUUGUAUAUGGACUUGGAUCGGCUAUGGGGGUGGCCACUGGCGGUGCCAUGGCUGAUCACCUUGGUUGGCGGUGGGAAUUUGGAAUACAAGUUCCCGCGCUGGUACUUAUCCUUGUUACUUCUUGUGUCUUCGUGCCACCCAAUUUAGGCCUGAGUCACAACAUGGAGAAUGAGAGUUUCCUAACCGCAAUGAAGACAUUCGAUUAUAAAGGAUCCCUCGUUCUUACAGCAGGCACCACAUUCCUAAUCCUAUCUUUAAGUCUCGGAGGCAACAUCUACCCCUGGACACACCCCCUCGUCCUCACCGCCCUCUCCAUCUUCGUCAUCAGCACCCCCCUCCUCAUUUACAUUGAAUCUCGUGCCCCCCGCCCCAUCAUGCCUCUCUACCUCUUCACCCGCGCCCCCCGCAGCAACCUCAUCUUCUCCAACUUCAUCAGCGCAGCCACCAUCAACGCCAUCCUCUUCAACAUGCCCAUUUUCUUCCAAGCGGUCCGCCUCGAGACUGCAACUUCUUCCGGUCUCCGCCUUCUUGUCUCUGCGUUGGCUGGCACAAUUUGCGGAGUUAGCACGGGAUUCCUGAUUACCUGGUCGAGGCGCCUGAAAUGGCCUCUUGUUCUUGGAGCGGCGCUCGUGUUUCUUGGACCGGUCACGUUGACGACGAUUACGAAGGAUAUGCCUAUAUUAAUAAUAUUGAUAUUCCUGGCUCUGGGUAGUAUGGGACAGGGCUUCCAGUUCCCAGGCACCUUCAUGGCUAUCUUGGCCGUUAGUGAACAGUCGGAGCAGGCGGUGGUGACGAGCACGCUUAUGCUGUGGAGGAGUAUAGGGACGGUGAUUGGAGUUGCGUCAAGUAGUUUGGUGUUGCAGAAUGCGCUGGUUAAAUACUUGGACGCGUUUGUUAGUGGGCCGGAUAAAGAAGAGGUUAUCCGAAAGGUGAGAGGAAGCAUAGAAGCAAUCGUCGACCUGGACCUAUACUACAGGGACCAGGUCGUAGCAGCGUAUUCUGCUAGUCUGCGCGCUACGUUUGUCGCGGCUGCGGGAGUGGGAUUGAUCACCCUCCUUCUCGUGCUUCCUAUCCGGAUGCCGAGGUUGGGGAAACGGAACUGAAAAUGUGCCGUUUGGUUGGGGGGGGUUUGUGAGUAAUGGUUUGGUUACGAAACAAUGUGAAAGACAUAAUUUAUAGAUAAAAUUGAUACCAGGACU